AUGUCUCAAAGAGAAAGAAAUCCUAUUUGGCAGUUUUUUGAAAAGAGCACAAAUGAUUUAUCUAAAGCAGUUUGCAAAAUCUGCAAAAAGUCGCUCUCAUUAGGAAGUCAAGAACCCAAAAAACAAACACUAUAUGGAGUGAAGCAGCAUUUAAGUAAGUUCCAUGGCACAGAACACAGACAAGUUUUAAAGCGGCAGUCUGAAUUAGAGAACAUAAAAAAUGAACUAAAUAUACAAAAACUAACUAAAGUCUCUCUAGCGGUUUUAGAAACUGAUAAGGGUAAUCAACCUACCCUGGUCCAGUCGACCAUUCCGAGUUUGGCUAGACCUAAAUGUGUACAAUGGCCAGAUGAUCAUGAAAUUUCACGGAGAAUAGACAAAGCGAUUAUGGAUUUGAUGAUUGUCGAUAUGUUGCCGUAUUCGUUGGUCAGAGGUGAAGCAUUCCAAGGACUUAAUUUUGCUGAUCCUGAUGCUUUUCAUAAAUAUAGACUGAAGAGUGAAAAAUUUUUCCGAACAACAUUAAUGCCGCAAACUUACGAACGAGUAAAGGCUAAAGUCAAAAAAUGA
Acanthoscelides obtectus is the source of this 567-nucleotide messenger RNA. Lineage: Eukaryota; Metazoa; Arthropoda; Insecta; Coleoptera; Chrysomelidae. The record is from the annotation of a GenBank genome assembly.